Rotaria sp. Silwood2 is the source of this 4542-nucleotide messenger RNA. The record is from the annotation of a GenBank genome assembly. Lineage: Eukaryota; Metazoa; Rotifera; Eurotatoria; Philodinida; Philodinidae.
AUGUGGUUAUUCAUUACUGGAAGAUCCUCAAUUGGAACUACAGGUACCGAAAGGACAGCAACAGUUACCGAAGGUACUCAAAGAACAUCGAUCGGUAGUGUUGGCACGGAGGGAGCGACGACUGGUACUGGAAGCACAACAGGAAGAAUCUUGACAGGAAGUGCAGGUACUGAAAUGACAACAACUGGUGCAGCAAGCACUGAAAGAUCCUCAAUUGGGACUGUAGGUACCGAAGGAACAACAAUUGGUACCGAAGGCACUGAAGGAACGUGGAUGAGUACGGCUGGUAUCGAGAGAACAACGAGUGGUACCGGUAUUACGGCAGUCGGAAGUACAAGCACGGAAAGAACAACGCCUGGUACAGGAAGUACUGAAGGAAUAUCGACUGGAACUGUUGGCAAGGAGAUAGCAACUAUUGGUGUGGGUAACACGGAGCGAAUAACCACAGCUGUGGGAAUCUCGGGCAGCGCAUCGAUUGGAACAGGACCGACGUUUACAACAGCGUACGAAACUAGCAGUGUUGGUGCGUUCUCAAUGAGUUCGGGCAGUACGAUGGAAUUACCAACGGGUUUCAGUUCAGCAGGAGCAAGUUCCUUCUCCAGCGGUAGUCCUCUUACAACUCUUUUCACGGCGCUAACUGGUAGCAGUAGUUCAGCUGGAGCUAGUAGUAUUGGAACGAUACCUCUCUCGACUGGUACAUUUGGAACUUUAUUAAUGUCAACUGAGCGUGGUACUGUAUCUGAGUUAACAGGAACUACUGGGCGAAAUAUAACAACGACAACCACUCCAUGUUAUUCAGCAGAUAUUAUGUAUCAUGAUGAUAUUGUUUUAUCAAUUAAACAAAUUGAACGAAAUCUUGCUAUGCCCGUACUUUCGCUACGUACUGAUACAACUGGUGUAGCAUUCCCAGAUACUCAGCAACCAACACUUUUGGUUGAGCUAAAUCAUACACUUGUUUCACAGAUUAUCUCGAUCUCAGUACCAAAUAAUCGUGAUACAACAAAUGUCAAUCAAAUUGAAUUAACAUUCUAUGGUACAGAUGGUCAGAUUCUUCGAAACUCAAUGGGUGCGGAAUGGAUUGUUGAAACAACUCCUGGUGUUACAACAUUAGAACAACUCGUGCCCAAAGUACCUGUUGGAGCAUUUGAGAUUAAAUUAAUCAAUACAACUGAUGGAAAAACGCCUAGAGGUGUUACCCUUGAAGUAAUUGGGUGUAUUCAAGAACAUUAUACUAUAUCAAGUGUUCAAACAACUAGUAGUAGUUUGUUCACUACAGCAGGCAGUAGCAUUAGUAGUACUAUUGUAUCAACACCAACUUCUACUCGUGCUGGGGUUUGUGUGAAAGUUCAAGCAAUGAAUCCUCGUAUAGGUGUUAUUGAUGACAUUGUUAUUUAUCCACCAUCAUUGAGUGCCAAUGCAAACGAUCUUGUACCUGGUCGAAAUGGUCUUAAUUUUCCGGAAACAGAAUCUCGUCCAAAUAUAACUAUAUUAUUUAAUCGUGUUGGAACUGUAUCUUUUGUUCAAAUUCCACCUGAAAGUCAAUCAAAUGUACAACAAAUAUUUGUGGAAUUUUUUAAUCCAUUAGGAGAAUUAAUUACCUCAUCUACAUCACCAACUAAUUUACCACAACUUGCUAAUGAUUUAGAAGUUAAUGAUGUCUUAAAAGUUGUUAUUCAUCUCAUCACAACAUCAGAUGGAACGAGUCCGAAAAGUGUUACUAUCGAUGUUAUUGGAUGCUUUUUUGAAGUUACUCCAUUAUCAACAACGAUCAUAUCUACCUAUACAACAAGCCAAAAAUGUUUAAUAACUGAUGGUAUGACUGAUGCAAACAUACUUCCGAAUGAAAAUAUUGUCAAUAGUAACGAUGUAUCCAUUGGUGAUCGAGUACGUUUAACUGAAACAAGCCCAGGUUACACGCCAACAUUGACAGAUGAUAACAUCAAAAUAAGACUAACAACUGAUAAAUCUCCAAUAGCUAUUGGUGAAAUAAUAAUAACAGCACAAAAUUUUCUAUCAGCUGCAUUAUUAAUAAAAACAACAGAUGAAAAUCUAUGGAAACCAUAUGCAACAUUAACAAGUGAUAGAACAACAUUUGAUAAUUUAUAUGCUACUGAAUUACAAUUUCAAUUUACACCUGAUACAAGAUCUAUUAAGUUAGGUGUUAUUGGAUGCUUCCCACCAACAGUUACAACAAUUUCAACAUCAACUACAACACCAUAUACAAAACUUUCGUCGACUAGUACAACUUCAGCUUGUAUUCUUAGUGAAUGGGGACCUUGGUCAAAAUGUUCACCUGAAUGUCGUCUUGAUCGUUAUCAGUAUCGAUCACGUUCAGUCUUAAAUGGUACAUGUUGGGAUCCAUUGGAUGAAUCACGUUCAUGUGAUCAUACACCUUGUCAACAAUGCACAAUGACACGUGAAAAUUAUAUUAAAGAAUUAGAACGUACACCACCAAGUGAUGAUUUUGUUGGAUAUUUAAUUGAUUCAACAACAGCUGUUCAAACAAACACAGCAGUUUAUAUUGGUGAUAGACUUGAUCGUAAUACAUCUAUAUUUGUUGAUAAUUGUACGCAGGUUAUUUGUAAAUCAAAUGGAUUGACAAAACAAAAAAUUCCCUGUCUAAAUGAUUGUAAAUAUACUCUACUGUGCAAAUGGAGUAAAUGUGAUGCUUUAUGUGGUCAAACUGGUAAUCGAACACGUAAACAAAGUUUAAUUAUAGAAGAUUCAUCAAAACUAAAUCCAUUAUGUUCAAGAGAAAUAAUUGAAACAUUGCCAUGUAUGGGUGAUCCAUGUCCAUGUACACAAGGUGUUAAUUGUACAUGUGAUCUAACUGAAUGGAGUGAAUGGUCAGCAUGUUCUUUACCAUGUGGUGGUGGUCAACGAGAACGUACACGUCAAUAUCAAACAGACUCAAAUGACAAUUGUACACCAAAUAAUUUACGUGAAAUACAACCAUGUAAUGUCGAAUGCUGUCCAAUUGAUGGAAAAUAUAUACCUUGGUCUGAAUGGACACCAUGUACGGUAGAAUGUGGCUCAGGAGUACGAAAACGAUAUCGAACAUGUACGGAUCCAUUACCAUCAUGUAAAGGUAAACCAUGUGAAGGAAAUUCAAUAGAUACAGAAGUUUGCAAUACACAACCGUGUCAAGAAACAUGUACAAAUGAUCAAAUAUAUAGCGAAUGUGCUAAUGAAUGUGAUACAUCAUGCGAAUCAUUAACAUGUGAUGAUCAAUGUCAAAAACCAGAUAAAUGUGUACCAGGUUGUAUCUGUCCUGACAAUAAAGUCAUUGGACCCGAUGGCCGAUGUAUUUAUCGUAAAGAAUGUCCAUGUCGAUUACCAACUGAUAAUACAACUUUAGUUAACGGUGAAAGUAAUAUUCGAGAUCCUUGUAAAACAUAUACAUGUAAAGAUGGUUGUAUUGUAAGCAAGGAUAAUAAGUGUACAAAAUGUGACUGGUCACCAUGGACACCAUUUUCUGAUUGUUCGAAUACAUGUAAUGGUACACAAAGUCGAUUUCGUACAUAUGAUGGGCCUAAUUGUCCAGAGAAACGUACUGAAGAAGAAAAACAACCAUGUUCUUCAAAUUGUACAAUCGUAUGUUAUGUAACAAAUACCGAUGGUUCUAUCGUUACAUAUAAUGUUGGUGAUCUUAUUGAAGAAACAAGUUGUAGUCGAACAAUUUGUCGUGAAACAGGUUCCGUUGAAACUCAACCAAUUGAUGGAACACGUGUUGAUGGUCAAUGGAAUUUAUGGUCACCAUGGAGUGAAUGUAGUCAAACAUGUAAUGGUACACGCACGCGUUAUCGGUUAUGUACAUCACCAGCACCAGAAUGUAAUGGAGAAGUUUGUAAGAAAUUACCUCAUACACAAACUGAUAUUGUUAAAGUUGAAAAUAAUCCAGCCGUUCUUGAAGAAAUUGAACGUGAUAAAUGUAAUCAACUUUGCUUUAGUACUACAACGCCUGUUUCUACAACUGUUACAACUCCUCAUGAAGAAUGUUUCAUGUCAAAUGGUACAAAUAUUAUUACUUUACCACCUCAACAAAUUGUGCCUAAUCCAACAAAUCCAUGUGAAAUAUGUGCAUGUAAACAUGGUGUAGUAUCAUGUUCAACAAUUUGCUCUGAAAAUGAACAAACAUGUUUAUCUAAACAAUCUCAAGAUAAGGAUAAUAUUUAUACAUGGAUACCACCUCAACCUGGACAAUGUUGUGGUACAUGUAACAAGACAAAAGUUGAAAGUAAAUGCCGCGUAGAAGUAUUAAAAGAUGAGUAUAUUCGUGCUGAUGGAUGCGUAUCCAUUAUACCUGUUGGUCGUGAACAAUGUACUGGUGGUUGUGAUUCUCAAGCUAGUAAUGUUUUAACAAUGGCGAAUAAGUCUUAUCAAAUGGGCAAUUCAACAUGUCAAUGCUGCGCACCAAAAGAGACUUAUACGCAAACAAUUUCAAUGGAUUGUAAAGCAAUAGAUAAUCAAGGAUACGUUGUAUCAGCUACAUAUACACGUAUUCGAUCCUGCGAAUGCCAAGCUUGUGUUGGUAAAAGUUAA